Molecule: messenger RNA, 3138 nt
Organism: Salvelinus sp. IW2-2015
Lineage: Eukaryota; Metazoa; Chordata; Actinopteri; Salmoniformes; Salmonidae
Source: RefSeq, a predicted model, not a curated record
CUGAGUGUAGGAGAGCGAGAGGCUUGAACUUCCUGUGCAAUCUCAGUUCACCCGUUUUACAUAUACAGGAAGAUUUUCGGAGCUGCAAAGUGAGAGAGGAGUGUUUGGUAAUUUAAAGAGAAAUCCCCCCCGUGCAUAAACUGUAAAUGCGGAUUGUUUACAUCAGUCGGUCGAGUCGGAGAAGCCAUUCCUUCUUUCCCUCCUUCCUUCGCACACUGUGGCGGUGGCGCGACUCCCCCUCACCGCAGAUAGUGUCAGUGGAGCUGGCCAUGGGGCCGUGAUACAGCCCGGGCCCUGACUGAGGUUCUGCGUUGCAUCAGAAAAGGAACAAUUAUUGAUGCACGAUUCACUUCCCUGACUACUGCAUCAACCAAGAGUGACUACAAGAGGAAAAAGAGAAGAUUUUGAACUGCAAUAUUAUUUCAAGAUAAUUGCAUGAUCUGAUAUUCGAGGGAGUGUGUUGAUGUGCUGACCAAAUUGAUCGAGAUUAUUAUGGCUGUUCUAAAACUCAUCGAACAGCCUCCUCUGGUCCAGGCCAUCUUCAAUGGAGACCCUGAGGAGAUACGCAUGCUCAUCUACAAAUCGGAAGACAUCAACGCUCUGGAUGCAGAGAAGCGCACCCCGCUCCAUGCUGCAGCCUUCCUGGGUGAUGCAGAGAUCACUGAGCUUCUUAUCCUCUCCGGGGCGCGGGUCAACGCCAAAGACAGUAUGUGGCUCACCCCUCUCCACCGCGCGGUGGCAUCCUGUAGUGAGGAGGCGGUUCGUGUGCUGAUCCGUCACUCUGCUGAUGUGAACGCGCGGGAUAAGAACUGGCAGACGCCGCUUCACGUUGCCGCUGCCAACAAGGCCCUGCGCUGCGCUGAAGUCAUCAUCCCGCUGCUGAGCAGCGUCAACGUGUCGGACCGCGGGGGGCGCACCGCCCUGCAUCACGCCGCCCUCAACGGGCACACUGAGAUGGUUAACCUGCUGCUGGCUAAGGGAGCCAACAUCAAUGCCUUCGAUGAAAAGAUGGCGCGCCCUGCACUGGGCGGCUUAUAUGGAACACUCGUCACCACGGAGCCCGACUGCACAAGACGAGGGGUCCAUGGUAUGUUUCCUCUGCACCUGGCUGCUAUGAACGCCCACUCAGACUGCUGCCAGAAGCUGCUCUCUUCAGGCUUCCAGAUCGACACCCCUGAUGCACUGGGGAGGACCUGCCUGCACGCUGCCGCCGCCGGAGGUAAUGUGGAGUGUGUGAAGUUGCUUCUGAGCAGCGGUGGGGACCACAACCGGAGGGACAAGUGUGGCAGGACCUCUCUCCACUAUGCGGCAGCCAGUCGUCACUACCAGUGCCUGGAGACCCUGGUGUCGUGUGGGACCUGCAUUAAUGCCACUGACCAGUGGGGGCGCUCUGCUCUGCACUACGCUGCUGCCUCCGACCUGGACAGAAGGCGACGUCAGGCUCUGGAGCCAGAGAGUGAAGGGGUGCAAGCAGAGAAGGAGAAGGAGGCUGCGCUAUGUCUAGAAUUCCUUUUGCAAAGUGGUGCUACUGCCUCUCUGAAGGAUAAGCAGGGCUACAGUCCUGUCCACUAUGCUGCAGCCUAUGGCCACAGACACUGCCUGGAGCUGCUGUUGGACAGAGACGAGAGUCACCAGGAGGACCCAGACUUUCUGGGUGCCAGGAGCCCCCUGCACCUCGCUGCAUACCACGGCCAUGCACAGGCUCUGGAGGUGUUGCUGCAAGGGGAGAGGGAGGUAGACCAGGGGGACGAGGCUGGUCGUACUCCCCUGGCCCUAGCGUCCCUCAGGGGCCACACUGACUGCGUCCACACCCUUCUCAGCCAGGGGGCCUCGCCACGCACCACGGACACCAACAGGGGACGCACCCCGGUACACCUAGCAGUGAUGAAUGGUCAUACGUCGUGUGUCCGCCUCCUUCUGGACGACCAGGAUAGUGUAGACCUGGUGGACACGACAGACUCUCAGGGACAGACUCCUCUGAUGCUUGCGGUGGCAGGGGGACAUGUGGACGUUGUGUCUCUGCUGCUGGAGAGAGAGGCUGCUGUAGAUACAGCAGACAACCAUGGCCUGACCGCCCUGCACUUGGGGUUGCUGUGUGGUCAGGAGGAGUGUGUUCAGUGUCUGUUGGAGCAGGAGGCCUCUGUGUUGCUGGGGGACUCCAGGGGCCGAACAGCCCUCCAUCUGGCUGCAGCGAAGGGCCACGCAUCCUGGCUCGCUGAGCUGCUGAGUAUGGCCUGUUCUGAACUGCCCAUGCCCCCCCUCCGAGACCACCAGGGGUUCACCCCCCUGCACUGGGCCUGCUACAAUGGUCACGAGGCUGUGUGGAGGUACUGCUGGAGCAGAAAGGUUGUCGCUGUAUCGAUGGAACCCCUUCACUCCCCUGCACUGUCUGUGGUGAAUGAUCAUGAACCCUGUGCCUCACUACUGCUGGAAGCCAUGGGAUCAGACAUGGCCAGCUGUAAGGACGCUAAGGAUCGGACUCCACUCCAUGCUGCAGCGUUCUCUGGUCAUGUGGACUGUGUCCAGCUGCUUCUGGCCCAUGAUGCACCUGUGGAUGCUGUGGACCAAUCAGGGUGCAGUGCGCUGAUGAUGGCUGCAGAGAAGGGAAGAGUCGGGACUGUAGAGGUGCUGCUGACCAGUGCCAACGCCAGCCUGAGGUUGGUGGACCAGAAUGGUAACACCGCCCUCCACCUGGCCUGCAGUAGCGGAAAGGAGGACUGUGUACUAUUCAUCCUGGAGAGGCUGAAGGACACUGUGCUCAUAGCUUCCACCAACGCAGCACUGCAGACGCCCCUCCACCUAGCGGCCCGUAGCGGUCUGAAGCAGGCUGUCCAGGAGCUGCUGUCCAGGGGGGCCAGUGUUCAGAUGUUGGAUGAGAACGGUUUGACCCCUGCUCUGGCUUGCGCUCCUAGCAGGGAGGUGGCUGACUGUCUGGCUCUCAUUCUGGCUACCAUGAUACCUUUCUGCUCCCCUUGCAGCUCCGGUGCGCCCUCCCCAGGUUCCCUCCUGAGAGCCCUACCCAGGGAGGGGAAAAGCUCCCAUGGCCCUCGCAGCCCCAAGGCCCCCUCGGUCCCCUCUGAUGAGGGCAGUGCCAGUCAGGGCGCCACUGAAAACGACUCGGACUCAGAAACCUUUUGA